Molecule: messenger RNA, 2358 nt
Organism: Thunnus maccoyii (southern bluefin tuna)
Lineage: Eukaryota; Metazoa; Chordata; Actinopteri; Scombriformes; Scombridae
Gene: zbtb8a
Product: zinc finger and BTB domain containing 8A
Exons: 4
Coding region: 381-1811 (476 amino acids)
Biological process (GO): regulation of transcription by RNA polymerase II
Molecular function (GO): DNA-binding transcription factor activity, RNA polymerase II-specific; protein binding; RNA polymerase II cis-regulatory region sequence-specific DNA binding
Source: RefSeq, a predicted model, not a curated record
UAAAUUUGCCAUGUUCAGUUGAAAAUAUAUAAAUAUAUCAAUAGGUGCUUAGUACAGAUAGCUGCCUGUCUUAUAAGGUCAGUAGGAGGUUUUGAGGAUCACAGAGAGGCUGUAAGUCCCUGCAGCAUUAUUGUAUGAAUAUUACUCAAAUGAUCAGACUGGGCCAUUCGGCAUUCAGUAUCAAUAUUCUGUUCUUACAGGACAUUUACACGGGGCACUGGGGCUUUAAAUGGCUCCUUGAACCCUCGGGCACCCAGUUAAUAAACACCCACGUCAGCACAGUGCUCCAGUCGCUCUAACCGGGUUUCGGUCUUUAGGGCUGAGCAGGAAGUGCCUGAGUGUGGACCCUGGACGAGAAAAAAAAGCAAAAUAAAUUAAAAAUGGAUAUGGUGUCGGACUUGGGGGCGAAUAGACUCUACCGGGCGCCGGGUGAAUCAAGCCACCACAGGCAGCCUCAGAGGUGGUUCAACACCGCUGACAUCACAGUGGCUCACCAAAGCAACCUGCUGAAGCAGCUCAACCAGCAACGCCGCCAAGAGCUUUUCUGUGACUGCAGUGUGCUGGUGGAGGGCCAGCUCUUCAGGGCCCACCGCAACGUCUUGUUCGCCAGCAGCGGCUACUUCCGCAUGCUGCUGUCCCAGGGGCCCGACGGGCUGUCCGACUCUGUCAACGCCACCUUUGAUGUCUUCAGCCCUGAGACCUUCACCGUCAUCCUGGAUUUCAUCUACUCCGGCCAGCUGGACCUCUCCAGUCACAAUGUGAUUGAAGUGAUGUCUGCAGCCAGUUACUUGCAGAUGAACAAUGUCAUCAACUACUGCAAGAACUUCAUCAAAUCCUCUUUGGACAUCAGCGUGAAAGAUGAAGACAGCGACCGCUGCCUCAGUUUGUCUGAGACCUGUAGCUUUACCAGUGGGGCCGGAGAAGAGACCUCAGAGCAGCAGCAGCAAGGCCCCUCCUCUGUCAGCCCUCCGCCAGCGCUUUGGACCCGUGACAACUCCAGAUCUCAGUCCAGCUUCUUGGGGAAGGACCUGGACCAGGACAUUUCAGGCUCAGACUUGAAGACUAACCCAAUCAGCCCUGCUAAUGAGCUCAACACAGAGUCAGAGGACCUGCAGGACCCUCAGGACCCUCUGUAUACUUUGCCUGGAUCAGAGCGUCGGCGAGGUAAAGGUGCGUCUAAGAGGAGAACGCCCAACAGCACUCGCUCCAACCAGCAUGAAGACUUGGACAUCCAGGAGGCGAGGACACAAAAGGCUGAGAAGGCAGAGGAGCUGUAUGCCACUCUACCUCCUAUUGUAGGUGUUAUUGGACACUUUAAUAAAGACUCCAACCCCAUUAUGCGUUUCAAAUGUCCCUUCUGUACACACACAGUGAAGAGGAAGGCUGACCUGAAGCGUCACUUGCGCUGUCACACUGGGGAGAGGCCGUACCCCUGUCAGGCCUGCAAUAAACGCUUUACUCGCCUGGAGCAUCUUCGCAGCCACUUCGAGACGAUCCAUCAAGCCAGGAAGCUGGUGUGCAGGAAGUGUAAGUGUCAGGUGACGGAGGAGACAGGGCAUGUGGUGUGUGAGGGCACACGACGCUACCGCAUGUGCACCGCGUGCAUCCAGGAAGUGGGUUGCGACAAUAUCCCCAUGGACAGUCUAGAGGGGACCAAUGAGGAGCCGGCCCUGUUACUGGGUGUGGAUGGGGAGGAGGAGGAGGACACCAAGAGGACCUGGAUGGUAACCGAUGACGACGACCUGGCAGAAGACUCGGGGGCCGACCUCAUCAUCCAACAAGUGGACGACAGUGAUGAGGAGCUGCAGUGAAACGGGGCCAAAGUGUGUGUGUAUGCAGAGGCAUGCACGAAUAUUGACUGUGUGCGAGUGUGUUAAAGCCAUGCAAGAGAAUUUAUGCAUAAAAUAUGUGAUCCACUAAUGUAAAUACACACAUUUAUGAUAUAUUAGUUAUCCUAUUAGUUUAAUGGUUAAUCAUUAAUUUCAAAGAGAUUGUUGACCUUUGUGAUAAAACUGAUUGCUUUUUGUUAAGCUUUAUAAAGAUAUGCAGUAUCCAAAGCAUGCAUAUUCAGUGUUUCCUUUGCUUCAAUUAUAGUUAUAUGAUGAUAUAUGUUUUCAUAUGCAUGGAAAAACACCUUCACUUCUUUUUGGGACUCUGCUUUGAUAAAAGUUGGCAUUUGAGCAAAACAAAAUGACAAGGAUAUCAUGAAAGUCAAGAGCAGAGUUGUUUUUUUUUCAAUGUCUCACUGUUGCAGUGCUCUUUAAGAUUAUGUUUGAUUACAAUAUGCACUAUGAAGUAAAGCCAAUUAUAAUUUAUUUCUUUUUUUACUUUUUGACACAUUAAAGAUAUUUUUCUAUA